AUGGAUGCAUUCAGAGCGUUUGAAAACGGGUCGCUCUUGCCCAGUUCCUUUGCUCCUGCCAGAUGGGAUCCCUUCCGCCGGCCCUUGGACUCCAUCCAGCCCUGGCAAUUCAGGCUUCUGGCAGCAGCAAUGCUGUUGGUGACCUCCCUGUCACUUGCUGAGAACCUGGCUGUAAUCCUGGUAACUUGUAAGUUCAAGCAAUUGAGACAACCUGUCAAUUAUAUUAUUGUCAAUUUGUCUGUGGCUGAUUUCCUGGUCUCACUGACUGGUGGUACCAUCAGCUUUUUAACAAAUCUAAAAGGUUAUUUUUUUAUGGGAUACUGGACUUGCGUGUUGGAAGGAUUUGCUGUCACAUUUUUCGGCAUUGUGGCUCUGUGGUCCCUGGCUCUGCUGGCCUUGGAGCGGUACGUUGUGAUCUGCCGCCCCCUGAGAAACGCGCGCUUGAGGGGGAAGCACGCAGCUCUAGGAAUUGUCUUUGUGUGGAGCUUUUCCUUCAUUUGGACCAUUCCACCAACAGCUGGUUGGAGCAGUUACACCCCCAGUAAGAUUGGAACUACUUGUGAGCCUAACUGGUACUCAGGAGCUUAUGCUGACCGUACAUACAUUAUUACGCUCUUCACCACCUGUUUUAUAAUACCCUUAUUGGUGAUUUUGGUAUCCUAUGGAAAACUGGUGCAGAAGUUAAAAAAGGUGUCAGAUGCACAAGGCAGGCUGGGAACUACCAGGAGACCUGAAAGACAAGUGACUAGAAUGGUUGUUUUUAUGAUCAUUGCCUUUCUGAUCUGCUGGAUGCCGUACGCUGCCUUUUCUAUCCUAGUCACUGCAUAUCCCUCCAUUGAGCUGGAUCCUCAUCUGGCAGCAAUUCCGGCCUUCUUUUCCAAAACAGCUACCGUCUAUAAUCCAAUUAUCUAUGUCUUUAUGAACAAAGAGUUCAGGCAGUGUCUGAUUCAAUUGUUCAGCUGUAAUGCCAUAGGACCUGCAGAGUCCAACAUGAAUCUGGCUUCAGAGAGAGCAGCGCUAACCCAGGACAGGAGAGGCAGCGAGAUGGCCCCCAUGGCAGUCCAUGGCACCAUUUCUAAGAGGAAAACUGGAGAUGGUCACAGAGGCCGACAACCUUUGGCUCUGUUGACAGCUUCAGAAAACAACGUGUGUCCCGUGUAG
This is a messenger RNA of Melozone crissalis (California towhee), 1161 nucleotides long. RefSeq names its product vertebrate ancient opsin-like. The record is from RefSeq and is a predicted model, not a curated record. The transcript is spliced from 5 exons. Gene Ontology annotation, biological process: visual perception; G protein-coupled receptor signaling pathway. The coding region runs from base 1 to 1161 and encodes 386 amino acids. Gene Ontology annotation, cellular component: membrane; photoreceptor outer segment. Lineage: Eukaryota; Metazoa; Chordata; Aves; Passeriformes; Passerellidae. Gene Ontology annotation, molecular function: G protein-coupled receptor activity.